Cyphomyrmex costatus is the source of this 2784-nucleotide messenger RNA. RefSeq lists its product as uncharacterized. Gene Ontology annotation, molecular function: DNA-directed DNA polymerase activity; DNA binding; nucleotide binding. The record is from RefSeq and is a predicted model, not a curated record. Lineage: Eukaryota; Metazoa; Arthropoda; Insecta; Hymenoptera; Formicidae. Gene Ontology annotation, biological process: DNA replication. The transcript is spliced from 3 exons. Bases 1 to 2784 code for a protein of 927 amino acids.
AUGCGACGAGUGCAUCGAGAGCUUGGAGGAGCUCUGCCGCACCAACCGCGUCUUGCCGUCGGGCACAGACAAUCCGCGGUGGCGAGAAUCGCGCGACUCGCGGGUGCUAGGACGCAGUUGGGACGACGGUUCGUAUACGUGGGCGGUGGUGAUCGCGAUAGAUAUCUAGCGUGGUGCGAGAUCGACGCCGCGUUCGAGAGGCGCGUUCUAACCGGUGCGGUGAUAAACUUUGAACACAUAGAUCCGCGACAGUUUUUGGAAGACGCCGGUAGUGUGGUGCUCGAGCGAGUGCGAGGCGCUAUAGAGAGACACGGUAGCGUGAAAGUGAACACCGCGUUCAACGGUGAGUUCAUUGUGGGCGAUAAACGCACCGUUAUGGGUAUAAACAGUAAAAAUUGUGAACUGUAUCCAGCGUCGAAUGUGCGCGAGUGGUACGUGUCGCGCGUUAUCGAGCCUACGUUGGCGUCGCUCGAAGAGCACCAGGAGCACGACAGCGGGUGGGCACUCUCGCGAAUCCUGAACUUGACGGUGAACGUGAACAAACUUAAUUCUACGCACGCGGGAUGCUACAUCGAAAUGCCGAAGAAAAUUAAGGACAAGCACGCACUGGUUAACGUAAGUUCGAACGACAAUGCGUGCUUCGCGUGGUCGGUAGUAGCCGCUCUGUAUCCUGCAGAAAAUCAUGUGUAUCGGGCAUCGUCGUAUCCGCAUUACUCUACAGUUCUCAACUUCGCGGAUAUCGAGUUUCCGGUAACUCUUAAAGACGUUAAAAAAUUCGAACGCUCGAACAAUAUGUCGGUCAACGUCUACGGUAUCGAGGACGGGGACAUCCUGCCUCUCCGGCUCACCGACGACAAAAGGGAGAAGCACGUCAAUCUCCUGUACGUGCAAGACGGCGACACGGAACAUUUUGUGUGGAUUAAGCAUCUGUCACGCCUCGUUAGCACGCAAAUCAACAAAUAUGGGCGCAAGAAAUAUUUCUGCGACCGUUGCCUCCACUACUUCAAUACCAGCCAAAAAUUGGAAAUCCACAGCGAGGACUGCGGUAAAUUAAACAAGUGCGCUAUCCGCCUACCUAGCGAGGAGAAAAAGUGGUUGGAGUUCCACAACUACGGCAUGAAGGAGCGGGCGCCGUUUGUAGUAUACGCCGACCUGGAGUGCGUCUUGCGAAAGACGGAAGACGCUGCAACAUCGACAUCGUCGUACGCGUACCAGCAGCACGAGGUCUUUAGUAUAGGGUACUACGUGCGGUGCUCGUACGACGAUACGUUAUCGGCGUAUCGGUUUCGUCGCGAUAACGGCUGCGUCAGCUGGUUCGCGCGCCAGCUCGAGGACUUGGCGCACCGCGCGAAAACUAUAAUAUCCGCUAACCAGCCUAUGGAUUUCACGCGAGAUGACUGGCAGAAAUUCAACAGUGCAACGCACUGUCACAUCUGUGAGAGGCCGUUCGCGCCGGGUGACGAGCGGGCACACGAUCACUGCCACCUCACCGGGCGAUAUCGCGGCCCAGCACAUAAAGGAUGCAACGUAAAUUAUAAGGACUCUCUUUACAUACCGGUUGUAUUCCACAACCUAUCGGGAUACGACGCGCACUUCGUUAUGAAAGAAAUCGCUACUAAAUUCAAGGGGCAAGUAGAUCUGCUUCCUCUGACUAAAGAAAAAUCCGAAUUUUCAAAUCUGUCGGACAAAGAUUUCAAUUUGCUUACUCGUAAAGGAGUAUUUCCGUACGAGUACGUAGAUUGCGUCGAAAAACUGAAUGAUACACGCUUACCGCCGCGUGAAUCGUUUCAAAGCUCGCUGACGGAUGAUACAGUGUCCGAGAGCGAUUACGCGCACGCCGCGAACGUAUGGAAGCGGUUCGCCGUGCGAACCCUCGGCGAGUACAGCGAUCUGUACUUGAAAACCGAUGUACUGUUAUUGACCGACGUUUUCGAAAAUUUUCGCGAAAGUUGCGUCGCGAGUUACGGUCUCGAUCCCGCGCAUUACUACACAUUGCCCGGUUUCACGUGGGACGCUAUGCUGAAACACACGCGCGUGAAAUUCGAGUUGCUCACCGAUAUAGAUAUGGUGAUAUUUAUCGAGCGCGGUGGCCUAAGUCAAUGUUCCGGCAGAUACGCAAAGGCCAAUAACAAGUACAUGCAGUCGUACGACUUGUCGGAAACGUCGUCGUAUUUAAUGUACUACGACGUUAACAACCUGUACGGAUGGGCGAUGUGCCAACCGCUGCCAUACGCAGAUUUUCGAUGGGUCAAAGACGCCGCGAACUUCGACGCAAACGCGAUCGCUCCGGAUUCGCCCACCGGGUACAUUUUCGAGGUGGAUCUCGAGUAUCCACAACAUCUUCACGACGCGCACGCUGAUCUACCGUUCUGCCCGACGCGCGAUAAGCCGCCCGGCAAGCGCGAGAAUAAACUGCUCGCGACUCUUUACUAUAAACAGCGUUACGUCAUACAUUACCGUAACCUUCAGCAAUGCAUACAUCACGGCCUUCGCGUAACGAAGAUCCAUCGCGUGUUACGAUUCGCUCAAUCAGCCUGGCUCCGUGAUUACAUCGAAUUGAACACGCAAUUCAGAACGCGCGCGAAAAACGAUUUUGAAAAAAAUUUAUACAAAUUAAUGAACAACGCGGUAUUCGGCAAAACGAUGGUGAACAUGCGCGAUCGCGUCGACGUGAAAUUAGUAACUACAUGGGACGGGCGGUACGGCGCGGAGGCAUUGAUCGCGAAACCGAAUUUCCACAGCGCGUGGACGGAAAGAGAGAGACGAAGAAGGCAAAGGGUGUAA